Parastagonospora nodorum SN15 is the source of this 879-nucleotide messenger RNA. RefSeq lists its product as hypothetical. The transcript has 2 exons. Gene Ontology annotation, cellular component: mitochondrial inner membrane. The record is from RefSeq and is a predicted model, not a curated record. Gene Ontology annotation, biological process: intracellular monoatomic cation homeostasis. The coding region runs from base 1 to 879 and encodes 292 amino acids. Lineage: Eukaryota; Fungi; Ascomycota; Dothideomycetes; Pleosporales; Phaeosphaeriaceae. Gene Ontology annotation, molecular function: ribosome binding.
AUGAAACCACGGCCCACGAUAUCGGCACCGCCCCAAAUCCCCGCCUCCAAAGCAAAAGAGAAACUCAAUCCUCCAGACUUCACCUACGCUCCUGCACUCAACGUCCCCGCCCGCGCCGAAAAACAAUCCUUCAUAUCUCACCUCUGGAAAUGUGGUCGCGCUUACCUCUCCUUCUACAAAUCCGGCGUCGCCAACACGCGGCAAACCGCCAAACUCGCGCGGUCCCUGCGCGCGAAAGCCGGGCCUACGGGCACGGUUGAUGACGCCGCGCAGCUGACGCGCGCGGAGUGGCAGGUGGUGCGCAGGAGUCGCAAGGACAUGUUACGAUUACCUGCAUUUGGCGUGAUAUUCCUAGUAUUCGGCGAGUGGACACCAUUACUGGUCAAGUUCCUGACGCCGAUUAUUCCCGAGCCGUGUCGGGUGCCGGGACAGGUUGAGGCGGAUCUCAGGAAGAGGGAGGCCAGGAGGAUGGAUCGGCAGAAUAAGGGUGUGGAGCGGAUGACGAGGCUGUCGAAGCGUGAGGACGUGCCGGCUCAGGUGAAGCCCGUGGGGUCGGGGUCGGAAGGACUGAGGCAUAAAAAUUUCGAGACGGAUGAGCAUUUUAUGCUGUAUGUUGAGAGUACGCGGUAUGAUUGCCACGGCAGGGUGUGGGAUUUGAUCAACGUUACGCCGCCGCGGUGGUUGCUGCGCAGGAAUCUCGCCAGGACGGUGGAGUAUUUGAAGAAGGACGAUGAGUUGAUUAUAAGGGAUGGAGGGUGGCAGGCGCUGGGCGAUAGAGAGGUCAGGCGGGCGUGUGUGGAGCGUGGGAUUUAUGUGCUGGGGAAGACGGAUGAGGAGUGUAGGAGGUUUUUGGGCGAGUGGUUUGGGGCGAAGAAGUAG